GCGCAGCGCGCUGCAGGAGUCAGAGAUGCGGCUGGACGCUACUCUGCUUCUCACAAGCAGAAAUCAUGACACAAAUAUUUCAAAAAUGCAUCAAAAAUAUAUUUUUUGUACGUCUCUUAUCUUCAAAUGAGGCGGAUCACCAGCCUGCACCUUGCACCCUGACUGGAUCUAUUCAUGCGCGCCUAUCCAUUUUUUUCUUUCUUUUUUUUUCUUAUUAUCUCCAGCAGGUUUUAGCUGAAGGAGAGCGUUAUUGAUGGACUCCUGUGUUAUCAGUGGAGCUGGAUGGUGAAUUUAUCCCAGAAUCCCGCCAGCAUGGAGUCCCUUAACGCCAGCGGAAUGGACGCCUUCACGGUGGUCCAUCUGAAUUCCUCCUGGAGCCUGGACAGCGGAUAUUCUCUAGCCGCAAUUGCCAGCAUCGCUGCUCUCGUAAGUUUCCUGAUUCUUUUCACCGUAGUUGGGAAUAUUCUUGUGGUCAUCGCCGUGUUAACGAGCAGGGCGCUAAAAGCCCCCCAGAACCUGUUCCUGGUGUCCUUGGCCACCGCGGACAUCCUGGUCGCCACUUUGGUGAUGCCCUUCUCUCUUGCCAAUGAACUCAUGGGCUACUGGUAUUUCGGGAAAGUUUGGUGCGGCAUCUAUCUAGCUUUGGACGUGUUGUUCUGCACAUCAUCGAUCGUGCACCUGUGCGCAAUCAGCCUGGACCGGUACUGGUCCGUUACGCAGGCUGUGGAGUACAAUCUAAAGCGCACUCCGAAGCGCAUCAAGUGCAUCAUUCUGAUUGUGUGGCUGAUCUCAGCCUUCAUCUCCUCCCCUCCGCUCAUGUCUAUUGACAGCAACAAGGACGCCAGCUCACAACCCCAGUGUGAGCUGAAUGAUGACACCUGGUACAUCCUCUCCUCCAGCACGGCUUCUUUUUUUGCGCCCUGCUUAAUUAUGAUCCUAGUGUAUAUUAGAAUAUACCAGGUAGCUAAAACCAGAACCAGAAGCCUAUCGGGAAAGAAGCCCAAACCAGAUGGGGUCACACAAACUGAGAAUGGACUUAGCAAGCAGUCUUCACCUUUCCACGAGGAGAGGGAGAACGGCCACUGUCAGUGUCCUCCUACACCCAGCCAACACACAGUCACCAUGGGUCCACUGACUGAGGAGGGUGAUUUGGAGGAAAGCUCCUCCUCAGAGGGCAAAGGCCACAAACCCCAGAGGAGGGACUCCCAAAGAGUCCCCAUGGACAUCCAGAAGAAAAGCUCUCUCCCUAUCCGCAUCUCCGGGGUCAGCAACAAGUCAAUGGACCUCUUUGCCUCCAGGAGGAAAUGUCGUCGGAGCUCAUUUGCAAGGAAAAAGGUCUCCCAGGCACGAGAAAAGAGGUUUACGUUCGUCCUGGCUGUGGUUAUGGGGGUUUUCGUAGUGUGCUGGUUCCCCUUUUUCUUCAGCUACAGCCUGUAUGGGGUUUGUGGAGACUCAUGCAAGAUUCCUGAUCCGCUUUUUAAGUUCUUCUUCUGGAUUGGUUACUGCAACAGCUCCCUUAACCCAGCCAUUUACACCAUCUUUAACAGGGACUUUAGGCGUGCCUUCCAGAGGAUCCUCUGCAAGUCGUGGAAGAAAUCCUCCUAGGCCUAAAAGGAAGAUUUAAUGAAUUGUUUUCACCAUUUGUUUCAUUAUUAAUUCCAUUGUCCUGUUGUUUCUGUCAUGAAAGUGCACACCCUUAACCAGCUGCUGGGGCAACAUCGUGUAUAUUUUCAUCCCUAGGCUUUUUACAGACCUUCCUGAUCUGAUUAUUGAGUGAGGCUGUCCUUUAUGUCUGAGCUAUAAUGACGUUAAGGGAUAUUUUCUGUAAAAAUCAAACAAACAACAUAAAAAUAAAACAUGAAAUAUCCCAUUAUUUGGCAGCUAAAAGAUAACAGAACAAACACUUUCUUAUGCAGUUUACAAUUUUUCUUGGUGUUGCUGUCCUGUUAAAUUAUACCAAAAUUUAUUUAAACCUGUAGUGAAGGAUCGCACAAUGAGAUCAUCAAAUAAAUAACAGCUAGACAUUUUGGUUUUUACAUCUCAUAAAUAGCUGUUACUCUUGUAGUUAAAUAUAUUGCAAAAAAAGCAGGUUCUACUGUGUCAGAUUUUGCUUGCAAACAAUCCCAGAUUCCUUUGGAGGCACCUAUUAAGAUCACAUAUUGCCGUAUGACAACCCGUUUGGUCUAUCUUUUGAAAAUGUCACAAAAAGCUAGCUUCACAGGUGUAAAACUUUAGGUGUAAAGUAUGAAGUUUAUAUAUCCGUUUAUAUCACUUUUUGUACAGUAAAGGAUGUAUUUUGUGCAAAGAAAUGCUGAACCUUAUCAAUUAAGCUAUACUGAACACAUAAUGGCUCAGAUAAAUGUUAAACAAAAAUCACAACAAAUAUAAUGUAAUUAUAAGAUAAUAUAAUUUCUAGUUUUUAUUAAAUAUAAAUUAUUUGAGGAAAAACUGGAGUUGAAAAGACUGGUUUACAUUUGUGUGGUUCUGUCAGUAUGUUCUUAGCUGUCAAUAUCUUACCUGCGGUGGAAAACUCCCUUUCAGUUCUUUUGUUAGUGUGAAUCCAGACAAACUGGUUGCAGAAGCUGUGAUCUUCUAAGCGGGCUUAUAUCUUCUUAAAACAUAUCCAAUCUAAAAAAUGUCAACGCAGUUUAUGUGGGUGCUGUGUUAUGUUUAUUUACGCUAAAGCAAAUAAUGAUUUACAUGUAGAAAAUGGAUAUAAAACUAAAGGCUUUUCUGAUUGUUACACUGCAGUACUUUAAUAUCCCAUGCUUGUACUUUACAUGUUUUGAAUGUCACAGAAGCAAAUAAUUUACUAUCAUUUAUGUCACACCACCUUCAUCCUCCACAGCCAAAGACAAUAAGACUUGUUUUAAGUAUAAAACCAAACACACAGAGACAAAGUGGGUUAAAGGUUCAUAAAACAAUAUUUAUGCAAGCUCCAGAUAAUGGGAAAUUGAACUAAAUGAAGUACACUCAAGAGCUGUCUACUGCAGGUAGUAGGCUGGCAGUUAACCUUGUGUCCAAUAACAAGUUUCAGUGAAGUUAAGAACAAUUAUCAAGGGAAAAAUUAUUUAACAUGAUUUGUUGCAAUAUCAUCAGAGUAACAAAGUACAAAUACUUUGUUAUCUUACUUAAGUAGAAAAUGUGUCUAUCUAUACUAUAUUGGAGUAACUACUCCUUCAAUUUAAAAAAAUAAAGGCAUUAGUUUUGUUUUAUUUAAGCUUAUAUUCCUCAUUGCUUGUUGGUAGUUAGAAAAAAUAUAUAUCGAAAUAAUUAUUUCAAUCCAUACAAUUAAAUUCUUUGUGGUUGAACUUGGUACUGCAUGGGGCUGAAACAAUUUA
Molecule: messenger RNA, 3341 nt
Organism: Cyprinodon tularosa
Lineage: Eukaryota; Metazoa; Chordata; Actinopteri; Cyprinodontiformes; Cyprinodontidae
Product: alpha-2 adrenergic receptor-like
Exons: 1
Coding region: 283-1605 (440 amino acids)
Biological process (GO): regulation of vasoconstriction; regulation of smooth muscle contraction; platelet activation
Cellular component (GO): membrane
Molecular function (GO): alpha2-adrenergic receptor activity
Source: RefSeq, a predicted model, not a curated record